Molecule: messenger RNA, 1323 nt
Organism: Rotaria socialis
Lineage: Eukaryota; Metazoa; Rotifera; Eurotatoria; Philodinida; Philodinidae
Source: the annotation of a GenBank genome assembly
AUGCAACGGUACGAAUCAAAAGGAAGUAUCAUAUCAGUGACCUCAUCGUCUCGAGGUGGUGAAAAAAAAAUUCCACCAACACAUAUGAUUGUUCAACGUGACAAUGAUAAUCAAUUGGUUUUAUUGCCGUUAACUCAUCUGGUUAAUUGUUCAGUAACACGCAUUAAAGUGAAUAGUACUGUAACAUUCAAGAGUGAUCUUACCAACAGAAAACAAGAACGAGGAAUAGUGAUAAUACUAGGAAGCAAAGAAGUAUGUAUGGAACAGUUGCAGGUAUUUGAAAUGGUAGCUGAUAUUGGCUCACAAAAUAUUAUUGAUAAUGACAAUGGUAAAGUAAAUAAAAAUCAAGAACAUGAAAAAAACAAGAAAAGUAAUAUGAACGGCCUAAGUAGUAAUGAAGACGAAGAGGUCUGUGUUUCAUCCAAUGAUUCAUCAACCAAUAACAUACUAUCAAAUGAAUUAGUUAGCAAUUCGGCAACAGUCGUGCCUAAAACAAAAAUAACAAAUUCAUCUACAAAUGAUGUGCACAUUGAUUAUCAAGAUGAACCUACAAGAUCUACAAAAAGUAAAAUAAUUAUAAGUUCUCAAUCUCGAAAUAACAAGAAUAGUUCCGAAAGCAACACAACAACUCUCGAUUCCUCGAAAUUCGAACAAGAAGAACAAGUACAAGAUAUGAACGAUGCCGACAUAGUUUGUCGAUACGAGUUCUUAUCCAAAAAAUGUAAUAAGUUAUCAAAAGAAAAUGCUGAAUUACAACUUGAAUGUGAUCGUUUGACAACAGAAAAUCAAGUUUUGAAACGAACAACAAUGCCAAUACCAGAUGCUGCUGGUCGUCAAUGGAUUAUUAAUAUGGGACAAUUCUUCUCGAGAAAGGUACCUGGUUCAAACAUUGCGAAAUAUGCAACUGCAUUGGGUAUAGAUGAUCCACGAGAUCUAAUUGCCUGCAUAGAAGAUACGACAUCUAAUACAACUCGUCAAGUCAUUCGAUUGUUAUACUCAUCCGACAAGUUAUUAACUAUGAGUGGGACCGAAGUACCUCAAUCACGACGAUCAGCCAUUAGAGCAUUUGCUGAAUCUCAAAAAGGUCCGAUUUCAAAGCAUAAAUUUAACGAAGCUAUUAAUGGUGUCUUUCGAUCGAAAAAAAAUGAGUUCAAGAAUCAACAAUCUGGAAAUUCCAAUAAAUCAAAUAAAAAAAGUGUUUGUCUGAAUACAGGAGAAAAAACUUCGAAACAAGUUUUAAAUAAAAAUCAACAACUGCAAUCAGGUGAUCCAACUUCCGACAAAGAAAAUACGAACGUUCGAAAUAAUCACGAAGAUAAUUAA